GUGGAAUGGCAGUAUAAAAGUGUGAGUGCAAGAGGUUUGUCCGCAUACCAUCUGCCAACAUGAAGGUCCUGUUGCUAACGCUGGUGCUCCUGCUGUCUACCGCUCAAGUGCUCUCACUCACAUGCUUCACCUGCGAAGGAGACGUGAACUGUAAGGCGGAGACAGUUUGCCCGGCAUCCUCUCAGUACUGCAAGACCAUGGAGCACGGAGAAGAACUUCGUCGAACUUGCGAGGAGCUUUGUGGAGAUGAUGAUAUCUUCACAACCUGCUGCUCUGAAGACCUUUGCGGACCCUGAGGCCUCCCUAAAAGCGCUCACUUCCACUUCCAGAUGAAUUAAAAUAAUACGAGAACAAAUAAUGACCUGAGUCUGAAUCUGAUAGAAAAUGAUUUGUCAAUCUGACACUCCUAUCCUGCUUUUACUUUCAAUUCACUCUUGAAAUUAUGAUUAAUGAUUUAGUCUCACUCUUCAUUUCCCAGCCAAAACUGCACUGGCUCACAGCCAUGUUUUAUCUUCAAAGAUCUAGUGAUGGCGCAAGGGCACACACACGCACGCACACAAAACACACAGACACACACAGACAGACACACACACAGCCACGCACACACUGAAUCCUUCCUGAUGUCAGUUAGUGGGUCAGUGCUGCGUUGGUCGCUGUCUGUGUCGGCUGUAAUGUGAAGUUGGCUGUUUCAAAACAUGUAAUGGAAAGAAAUAAAGCUUUUAAUUGAUCUGCUA
Molecule: messenger RNA, 734 nt
Organism: Notothenia coriiceps (black rockcod)
Lineage: Eukaryota; Metazoa; Chordata; Actinopteri; Perciformes; Nototheniidae
Product: lymphocyte antigen 6 family member D
Exons: 3
Coding region: 60-296 (78 amino acids)
Source: RefSeq, a predicted model, not a curated record